CUGGAAGUUUACUCGUAAAGAAUGACCUUUCUGCGACCCUGUGCUGUAUUUACCAAAAACAAGUUCACACGCACUGAACCUGCAAGACUAGCGAAGAGAAAGCUAUGAAACUGCGAGCAUGCCUGCGCCAUUGUGGAUCUGUUUGUGACAACGACGCUCAACUUGAAUUAACCUGAUAUACUUCUAAAAACAUUAUCAGGGGUAUCGCGUUAGUGUUUGAACAUCUCACUCUGAAGAAGAGGACGGGAAAUAUCAAUAUAAUUACACGAAACACAGAUUAUAUAUCUGCGUGAAACUCGCAGCAUCGACGCUGCUGCCGCCUGAUAGAGAAAGGACUAUACCAACUCCGGCAUGGGGGAGGGGUUACCUGAAUUCAAAUUGUAUUCACUGGGGAAAAUAUAGAGCUACAAACAGCUCGAUUAUGAUGUUAAAAUUGAAAGUCAUAUUCAUUUUUUAUUAAAAGAUCCCCGGUAUCACAAUUUCCUUUGCGGUCCAUAUUAGAUGAAUUGUCAGACCGCGCUGAUCGGUUUGUAUUUUGUGAUUGGUAUAUUCCUCGUCCUGUGGGAGACAGACCCGUUCAGACACUGAGGGAGAGCAGAGAGGAGGUGAGAGAGUCUGCAUGGAGCUCUACAAUGUGUUUAUAAACUACAGAGCGCUGUUAUAUUGUAUUAUUUUGAAAGGUCCGGGUUGUAGUGUGGUAGGAGCGCGUUGUUUUAUCUGUUCAGACACUGAGGGAGAGCAGAGAGGAGGUGAGAGAGUCUGCAUGGAGCUCUACAAUGUGUUUAUAAACUACAGAGCGCUGUUAUAUUGUAUUAUUUUGAAAGGUCCGGGUUGUAGUGUGGUAGGAGCGCGUUGUUUUAUCCGUUCAGACACUGAGGGAGAGCAGAGAGGAGCUGCUACUAAGCAGAAUCCUGUGUGCUGCCAUGGACAGUGUGAAGAUGGAAUCUGUCCAGAUUAAAGAGGAGUUCUCUGAACCUGAACUUGUCCCCUUUAGAGCGGAGAUCGCUGGGCUGGCUUCCCUCCCCAUUAAACAGGAGCUCUGUGAGAUGCAAUGUGACAGCAGUCAGCCAGAGGUAUCUGAGAUUAAAGCUGAGCACAGUGAAUUGGAGAUCUCUCAGACAGAAGAACCCCUUCCUGUGAAACAAGAAGAGGUGCUGGAAAUUAACCAUAUUAAACAGGAGCCCCCUGAAGUAGAGUUUGCCCACAUGGAACCAGGGAAGGAAGAAUCCGAGGACUUCAAACCAAACAUCCCUAAGCUGGAGAGAGUCUGUGUGAGAGAGCAAGGUGCUGGAGAGGAAGGCUCUCCCAACAGCAUGCAAGGAGGUGGAAAGGAAGACGGGCAGUCACAUUCAGAAUGCAAUCUAGCAGGUUCCAGUCCAGCAGCUAAAGCGAGGGCAGGCGGUGGAGAAUAUCCUGACUGUGGGAAAGGUUUCAUGCAGAUAGGGCAUUUAAACAAAACCCAGCGAACUCACACAGGCGAGAAACCGUAUUGCUGCACUGACUGUGGGAAGAGUUUCAGACAGUCAAACAGCCUUGUUUUACACCAGCGAACUCACACAGGCGAGAAACCGUGUCACUGUUCUGACUGUGGGAAGAGUUUCAGUCGGUCAGACAGCCUUGUUUCACACCAGCGAACUCACACAGGAGAGAAACCGUAUCAGUGUUCUGACUGUGGGAAGAGUUUCAGUCGGUCAGACAGCCUUGUUUCACACCAGCGAACUCACACAGGAGAGAAACCGUAUUACUGCUCGGACUGUGGGAAUAGUUUCAGUCGGUCAGACCACCUUGUUUCACACCAGCGAACUCACACAGGAGAGAAACCGUAUCACUGCUCGGACUGUGGGAAUAGUUUCAGUCGGUCAGACCACCUUGUUUCACACCAGCGAACUCACACAGGAGAGAAACCGUAUCACUGUUUUGACUGUGGGAAGAGUUUCAGACAGUUAGGAAGCCUAAAAGAACACCAGCGAGUUCACACAGGAGAGAAACCGUAUCACUGUUCUGACUGUGGGAAGAGUUUCAGUCAGUUAGGAAGCCUAAAAAAACACCAGCGAGUUCACACAGGAGAGAAACUGUGUUGCUGCUCUGACUGUAGGAAGAGUUUCCAUCUUAAACAAGCCGUUCAAAAACACCAGCGAAUUCACAGAGGAGAGGAACCUUAAAGACUAUUUUGUGUAUCACUCUUAACCCUUUGUGGUCCAUUUUUUCAGCAUGUAUGUUUUGUGUAUCACUCUUAAGAGCAUGCAUUUGAAAAUGUAAAAAUGCAAAUCAACUCUCUUGCUCUCUGUCAAAGUGGGCGGUGACGCUAACACAUCACAAGAGGCUUCUCUGCUGUCAGUUUUCUCUGCAGUCAGUACCUGGGAGCGAAAAUAUGCAGAAAGGAAACUAUUCCACACCUCAUCUGAUGGACGAGUUGGGAUAAAUCAAUAACUCGGUGUGGAAAUGAGUUUCAGAGUUUAACAUUUGAACUUCAUUAACUUGAAAAUAAAUAAAUUGAUGGGAAUGAGUAUCCAGACCCCUGAUGUAGCAUCCCAGAGACGAGACUGCAGCGUCCUUACUGGGCAACCGCCUGGAGGAUGGGUCUUGGAAAUUCAUCACUAUUCAAAAACGUAUGAAAACUGAUAGUGUUGCAGCAGGCAUGUGUACGGAUCUUGGGUACAGAAAGUCAUAGCGGUUUCAUCCCUGGCUCUUUCUUGCUCUUUUGCAAUAUCUUGCACUUGGUGACAAAUUCCCAAUGAAAAUGUAGCUGAGCUAUGACUAUUAAUCAGGAUUCGUACGCUAGUCUGGAAGUCUGGAAAAAGUAUGGAAAAAUGCAAAACUGAUUUCCAGGGCUUGAAAAUGCUUGAAAAACCACGUCUCCGUUAUGAAAGUCUUGAAAAAGUCUGGAAUUUUACUAGCAUCACGGGAGAAAUGAAAAUGAUUCUGCGAUUACUUUUAUUAUUAAUAAUAAUUGAUCUCUAAAGCGGGUCAGCAGCUCUAGCAGUAACUGUCUAGACAGUUUACUAGUAGCAGCUAUGUUGCUUGUGACCAAAUCCCGCGAGGAUUGCCCCGUGUAACACCCCUGACAACGCCCUGACAACUCAAAAGCAAUCCUAUCCAGUCAGCGCACUGGUAUAUGUCACAUGACUGUCUGUUCCAGUGAAACGAAGGGUAAAAUGGAGUCUAUGACAGCCAAGGCUAUGAUUUUUAAACACAGUUACAGACUGGAAUUACAAGCUGCUGUUCUCUGCUCACCGAGAUUCACAUUGUGUUAUCUUGUUGUUACCUUUAUUAAAUCGUUAAUGUUAUUUCCCAACCCAGGAAAAAAAAAAUCGAAUACGAUAGUUAGGGUGUAUUCACACUGGGUUCAUUUCAAACAUCCUCAGUUCGGUUCAUUUGCUUUGAAGCAGUGUAUCAAUGUGCUAGCUGUUCACACUUGCCUUGUAUACAAACGUACUGAGUUUGUUUGGAAAUUAACUGGGGCUCGUUUUCGUGGUUCACUUCCAUGUUUUCCCAGGACUCAGUUCACUUGUGUUCAUAUUGAAAUAAUCAGGGCAGCAGUGUGGAGUAGUGGUUAGGGCUUUGGACUCUUGACCGGAGGGUCGUGGGUUCAAUCUCAGGUGGGGACACUGCUGCUGUACCCUUGAGCAAGGUACUUUACCUAGAUUGCUCCAGUAAAAACCCAACUGUAUAAAUGGGUAAUUGUAUGUAAAAAUAAUGUGUAAAAAAAAAAAUAAUAAUUGUAUGUAAAAAUAAUGUGAUAUCUUGUAACAAUUGUAAGUCACCCUGGAUAAGAGUGUCUGCUAAGAAAUAAAUAAUAAUAAUCAAGUGAACUCGUUUUUUAUUAAUAAAAGACCAUCGGAUGUUUACAUUUUCUGGCAUUGCUUCUUCACACUAUGUAAAUAUUCAAAUACAAUAGCAGUACAGCAGCCUUCUGUAUAUAUUGUUUAAUGUUUUGCUUUUUUUCAUUUAUAUAAAAUCCUCGUAUAUUGAAAAAAAAACUACGGUAUUGUAAUAAUGACAACAGAUAU
Messenger RNA from Acipenser ruthenus (sterlet), 4010 nucleotides. RefSeq names its product zinc finger protein 664-like. The coding region runs from base 924 to 2162 and encodes 412 amino acids. The transcript has 3 exons. Gene Ontology annotation, biological process: regulation of transcription by RNA polymerase II. Gene Ontology annotation, molecular function: RNA polymerase II cis-regulatory region sequence-specific DNA binding; DNA-binding transcription factor activity, RNA polymerase II-specific. The record is from RefSeq and is a predicted model, not a curated record. NCBI's taxonomy places the organism in Eukaryota, Metazoa, Chordata, Actinopteri, Acipenseriformes, Acipenseridae.